Messenger RNA from Dacryopinax primogenitus, 549 nucleotides. RefSeq lists its product as uncharacterized. The coding region runs from base 1 to 549 and encodes 182 amino acids. The transcript has a single exon. Lineage: Eukaryota; Fungi; Basidiomycota; Dacrymycetes; Dacrymycetales; Dacrymycetaceae. The record is from RefSeq and is a predicted model, not a curated record.
AUGUCCUCUGGGACCCCAUUCAAUCCCACUUCAAAUGUGCGUCAAGUCAACCUCGCUCUUGCAAAGAUGAAGCAACAGCGCAAAGCGCUCUCAGCUCGACUGGAAGCCAGUAAAGCGAACGUCCUGGAAUACAGGCAGGAGCUCAAGGAGCUGGACUCGAGGAUGAGCAAGAUGAAGAUUACGCUUAAUGCUGCCAGAAAGGUGGAUGAAGCGCUGGAGAACGUUGAUGAUGAGCUUCUCGCCGAGCUUCUGAAAUCUUUCUGCGACGAAAAGGCAUCGACCGCCACGCCAACACUCACUCCCACGCCUUCGCCCAUUGCUUCUGCAUCAAAGCUCAAGCGACCGGCGGACGACUCUGAUGGUGAAGUCAUCGACACAGGAAUUAAAAAAAACACCGACUCCCACACCCUCUCCCUUUACACCGGAGAAGGGCAUCGCACCAAAGUUGAAAACGACACGAAACCCGAUCGCGAGCCGUCUCCACCUUCCAAACGUCCCAGGCUGAACUACAUAUACCUUGGGCCAGCUCGGUCUAGUGACGCUGCCUGA